AUGUCGUCGCCGACGGUCUCGCGGCUCUCCUGGGGCAUUUUCUUCUCGGCCGUCGACUUCCUGGCAUGUCUUCUGCUCAUUUUCCUGCACGACGGCACGUUCUCCACCAGGAACUUUACGUCUCAAUUCACGGAUUUCAGCUUCUUCUCGAGGUUUUUCUAAAGUUUUGAAUUUUUGAGGGCCCCUAUGGGGGUUUUUUGCUUUAGGGAUUCCUAAAGGGACAAACCAGGGUUCCCUUUAGAGGUCAACAUUUUAGGGGUUUCAAGUCUGAGGUAGUAAUACCUUUGGGGGUCCCUCAUAGGGCUUCUCUGAAAUUCCCUAUAGGUACCCCUCCAAAGAUUCUAAGUAUAUUCUAAGUAUUGAACACGGCCUUACCAAUACUACUGUUUGUCCCGAAAAAUAGCCUGAAAUGAAAUGGUCGUGAAAGAAUUUGAGAAAACGUACUAACUAUAGCCAGAAGGUCUUAUUCGGAAAUAUUUUCUCUUAGAGUUUACAAUAAAUCUGUGGCUAGGCUGACGAUCAGUUUUUCUCUAGCUUUACUUGCCACGAUCAGUUUUUUUCUCUAGAUGACUGACGAUCAGUUUUUUUCUCUAGCUUUACUUUUUUUAAGAAAGAAAGGAUUCAGAAAAACCCAACCGCGUAGUAAAAUGACCUUUUUUGUGAGAAUCAACAUUUUUGAACCAAACAGUUGCAGUACAAUCGACAUGCUCCUUCUGCAAUUCAUUAGGACGGGCCUUUGGCUGACGCCGGCUGUCAUCCAUGCCAUGAACAGGGCUGAUAGUCUGCCGCUUUGGAAAGAGGUUUGUCUGGUUGCAUAUUCAAAAGAAGUCGGAAAAUCCAGCCGAUCUUCUGCUCGGCAUUGCUUCUCUGUGCAGCCAGUCCAACCAAGCUGCUCCUUCUCACGGAAAAAUUGAAGCCGGGUAGGUGAGAAAGGAGAAUAAUAAUUUUUUUCCUUUUAAAAAAAAAUUCAGCUUGAGCUCUCUCAACAAAAUUCAGGUUGAUUUGUAUCGGAAAAAUGAAAAUGAUGAGAAGAAGUUUAAAAAAAAAGGAAAUUAUUAAAUGACUGAAGUCUCUUCAUUCACCUGCUCAACCUUCAAAAAUUAGAUUGGAGGGAGUUGUGACCUUUUGGAGUUUUUCAUUCCUUCACUUCUUAAAAUCUUCUUCGAAAAGCCGGACUCAGUUUCUUUUGGACCUAAGAUAGGGGGCGCAAAGCCCCGCCUCUUCACGCCACCAAAAUGACGAUUUUUUUGUUGCAAAAACGGUUUUGAGGCGUUUAUACUAGCUAAAGUCCCACUUUAAAAAUGAACUGUUUCUGUUAAUCUAUGUAAUCGACAACGCUCUACAAGACUGAAUAUUUUUAAAACUAUGUAUUCUUCAAAAAAAUAAGCGAAAAAAAGUAAGAUUUAACACGAAAGAAACGGACAAGUUUCACAAAAUCGUCGCGUUUCAGAAAACCAAGUGAGGAACGCUUCUAAAUUUUUAAGUAUGUUAUACAUUAACACUUUCUUUAUUUUUUUGAGUGAAAAUGAAAAAAAUCUACCGACGCGAAAAAAAAAUCGAAGCUUGUAAAGUGACACCAAACUUUGAAGCUGAAAUGCGAAAAAAAAUUUCAGCGACAUGGUAUACUUUUUUUAUUUGAUUUAAAAACUAACAGUGUGUCCAAAAAAAUAAAAAAAUUCAAAAAUGAAAACAAUUAUUGGGACAGCGAAUCAAAUUAUAUUUGUGUUUUUACCAAAACCUCCUUUUUUUCGCCUGCCUCGUUGACGCAUGAGAGAAUAGGAUCGCGUCUAUAUUUUUGAUUAUGUUAUUAAGCGUUCAAAACUCUAUCAAUGAAAAAAUUAUGAAAAAAAUCGAUCGACGCGAAAAAAAUAACGGCUUUGAAAACCUCGAAAAAAUGGCAAUUUUUUUUGAAAUUUCGGAAGAUUUCGUGCAAGCGUCCGUAGCAGUGUUUGCGUCAAACACACCGAUGCGCCCCUUUUAAAUGUCGCAGGAGCCGUUUUUUUCGGGGGUCAAAUUGCACUUUUUUUCCUGUUUUUAUUUCGAAAUAACAUUAUUUUUUUCAUUUUUUUCUUUUUUUCCAAAUCGAAUGAUAAUAAUUUUUUUCUGAGUAGAAAAAAAGAAAAAAAUAAGCUGAAAAAAAUCCCUUUGACCUUUUUUUCUAGGUAGUUUUUUUGAUAUUUUAUCAAAAAAAUUCUUAUGAGGAUUGUACAAAAAGAUUCAUACCAAAACAUGAGGAUCAGUUCGGACAAUCUCUCAGAGCAGAAAACCGAUUUAAAAACGGUCCAGAAACGCGCAAAAACAUUUAAAAAGAAAGCGUGCGGCAGCGGGUAAACCGUGAGAUUUUGCCUCCAGUUGUACGCCGCGCGCGCUCGUUUUUUGGCCAUAACUUUUUUCUUAGUGGAGCUUUUUUCAAAAAAUAAACGGAUUAUGAAAAUGGACAGUCUCCUCUAUCGAACAAUGUGGAAAACAUAUUUUUUGAAUCGUUCUGAAGAAAUGGCUUGCGGACCCUAACCUAAGACCUUCGUUUGGAGGGAACUAGAAUGAAACCGAAAACAUUUCCAUUGAUUUCUUUUCGAAGAAAAUAUUCCGGUUGAUUUUGGAAUUUCGAAGUCCUCAAUCAAUUUACUUUCCUAUUUAUCUAAAAUGAAUCUGCCACUCUGCGUUACAGAAGUCCGAGUUCUAUCAAACUACGUUUGAUAGAACUAACCUUUCAGACUCCUCAAUCUAGUCAAAAGAACUUCCCCGAAAUGCCCAUUUCAUUCUUUCUGGCUGCAGGAGACCCAUUGUCUGUCGGCGACUACGGUAUCCUCGUCUGGAACUUCAUCGCCUCGGUUCUCCUCGACUUCACCUGGCGACGAUUCUUCAGCCGAACCCCGUCCUCCUACGUCGUCCUCGAUGAAGAAUACGAUGUUUUUAUCCCAUUUUUAUGCCCUUCAAACCAUUUUGCACAGGAAGAUCAUGUCCGCCCAAAGCAGACCUUCGAGCUGAUCUUCCGUCUUCUGCAGUACUGCAAACGCGAGUGGCUCUGGCACAUAUCCGGCUUUUCUUUCUUGUUCAUCUACUCGAUCAGUUAGUUUUCCCUACAAGGGAGGUCAUUCACUUCGCGGUUUUCUUGAAAUUCGGCCAGAACACUCUUCGGUCUACCGGACAAAGAUUCUGAAAAAUUCAACCUGCAUACACUUCUAGUUGUUUGAGAAAGAACAUCUGAAAGUCAAAGAAAACCUUUAAAAUCCGUUAAAAUAGGUCAUUUCGAGCUAUUAUUUCUUGAAGACUAGGAAGUUGUGCGAAUUGAACCUUUCAGAAUCUUUUUCUGAUACAUAAAGAAGUUCUGGCCAAAUUUAACGGAGCCCUCGACCACGAAGUGAAUUGAAUUCUCCUGUUAGUUCUUCUUUCCUGAAGAAUGUGAUGAUUGUUUCUAGCGCGCAUCUUCGUGCCGUACUACACUGGCCAAGUCAUUGCCACCGUGGUCGCAACCAAAUCCUAUGGUUCCCUGGCGAACGCCGUCUACAUCAUGGCCGUUAUCUCCCUUGUUAGGUCAGGGCUAUUUCAAUGAUUUAGUUAAUCUACAUUUGCGAAAUACAUUGUCAAUAAUUUAUCAUUUUCAAAUGGUUAUACUUUUGAUUCUGCUUUCGAAACAAAUCAAAUCAUUUAUUUUGUUGUUUUAGUCUGAUGUAAUCGACUAGGCGGUGAACAAGAACUUUAAAAGCUAUAACGAACAACCGCCUUUGGCGAGCUAGAAGUCCAAACGUGUAGGCGAAAGAGUUGAACGCAUGGUCUUACGGUCCUUCGCCUCGUCCUUCUGCGCGUAGUCCAUCCAGUUGCGCCUUGACGAGCUCAGAAUGUAGCAGAUCUUGUGCUGGAGCCCGGAGACCGUGCUCUAGGUGGAAGCCUCAGAAUGAGAGCGACCACUUCGAAUGAAGAUUUUACACGGAAUGAUUCUACUUCCGCGUCUUGGUUGCGAAUUUGCGUCGCCAUGUAAACAUGGCUCUCCAAAGAAAAGUUUUCGCAUGAAAAUGACACUUUCACGUGCUUUUUUUAUUAUUUAAAAAUAGUAUUUAAUUAUUGUGCAUUAUUUUCAUAUUGGUUUGAAAUUCAGUCAUGUUAUAAUUUUUCGUCCAAACUGAAAGUUGUUAAAAUAAAUGGGAAUUUUUAAUAUUUCUACCUAGUGAGUUCAUAAAGCGAAGUGAAUUUUUGACCUCCAGGUCCUUGAAUUUUCAUGCUUCUACUCGACCAUGAAACCCAUCAAUUCUUCAUUCAGUGCUGUGGCUGCGGGUUUCCGUGGAGGCUCUUUCGAGUAUGCCUACGCCAGAAUUCAACGUUCCAUUCGUUACGAUCUUUUCUCGGGUCUCGUUGGACAGGACGUUGCUUUUUACGAUGCUCAUAAGACAGGUGGUUUCAACAAAAAGAUAUUUUGUUGAUUUAUUGAUUUCCAGGAGAAGUGACGUCACGUCUCGCGGCUGAUUGUCAAACCAUGUCGGAUACUGUCGCGUUGAACGUCAAUGUGUUUUUGAGGUGCAGUUAUACUUUACAUGUAAAGUGUGUUGAAAUGAUUCUUUGCUAAGAAUUUUAAAAUUGAUACGGAAACGGAUCAGUCUUCGAAUUUCCUGAUUAUUUCUACGUUCAGACAUGAAUUUUUGUGUUAACUUUGCUGAUUCGAUUGAUUUUCCGGAAAGUUUGAAGCUUCUCUUCUUUUCUGGCUCACGCAAAGCUUUCUCAGCCCAAAUCCUUUUGUUGAUUUGUUCAAAAAAAAGCGUAGAAAAACUUUAGGAGGUUUUAGACGAAUACUCUUUUUUGCAUCUCUAAACUUUAUAUGUGAAAAUAGUUUUGGGAUUAAUUCCUUGUGAACUAUUUUUUCCGUCAAAAAAAAAUGAAAGUUUUCAGAAACACGGUGAUGUUGAUCGGCUCGAUGGCGUUCAUGAUGAAGCUGAGUUGGCGUCUCUCGUUGGUCACCUUCAUCUUGGUCCCCAUCAUCUUCGUCGCCUCGAAGAUUUUCGGAACUUAUUAUGAUGUUAGUUUGACUUGAAACAAACGUCCUAAGCCCCUGAAUUGACCUUUCAGAUCUAAGGGAACUCUUUAGGGUUUGCACUGAUCUGUCAAUAAGUUAUUCUUAUUUAAUUCCAGGAACGUAGAAUCUUCUAAAAUACUCUCAAAAAGUGUGAAGCUUUGUUUUGAACGUUUCAUGAAAUUUUCCGUGUUUUUGAAGAAGUCUUCAUUUUUACUGAAGGUAGUGAAGAGUAUAAAUAAGAUAAUCACCAAAAACUCAGGAAGAGUUCAUGAGAUUUUGAGGGCUUAUUGCUUAUUGGUAUUUUUAAAAAAAGGCUUGAUUUAGUUUUUAUCAACUCUUUUUGAAUUUUUUUCAUAAUAAUAAUGACGAAAAAUCUGGGAGAGGUUCUAAUUGAUGAAGUUUUUUUGUUGUUUUUUUGGCUACUGGAAGUUCCGAGAAAGGACAAUAAAUAUACCAUGAGAAAAAGCUUCCAAUUCAUCAAGAUAUUUUCUUGAGCCAAGAUCCUAAUGGUAAGCAACAAGUUUCAGUUUACUAAUUAUAUAAAAUACUUCGUUUUCUACUAUUUUGGCUGUUUUUUUUUUCAUUUCGAUUCUAUUAGGAUGUCCGGUUUAAAAUAAGCAUCCUCGUUAUGGUUUAAUAAUGAAUAGUUGAGUUCGAAUCGAGAAACGCAGAACUCAUUCCUAUCAGAAAAUGAUAGAAAACGAAGAGUGACCACUGCCAGAUCUAAGCCUUGCUCAAGCCUUUAGUGACAACUGUAAAACCAAAGAUUCUCUCAAAUUUCUCUAGUAACCGCUACAAGAUCUAAGCUUUGCCCGAAAUUCUUGAGUGUCUGGCCAACCCAAUGACAAUCCGACUUCAGAUCCUCUCCGAAAGGACCCAAGACGCGGUGGCGGAGUCGAACGACGUCGCCGAGGAAGUCCUGUCGACCAUGAGGACGGUCCGAUCUUUCGCCUGCGAGAAUGUCGAAGUCGACAGGUUCUACGAGAAGCUCACCGACACAUUGAAAGUUACCAAGACCAAGGCGAUUGCGUACAUUGGCUUUCUGUGGGUCUCGGAGGUUUGAGAAUGGAUAAGAGUCUUGAGGAGUUUGAGGAGUUUUCAGCUGUUCCAAUCGUUUAUCAUUGUCGGCGUCCUGUGGUACGGUGGUCAUCUCGUGCUGACUGGAAAAAUGCAGGUUUGGAAGUACCUUUUGCUGUUCUCACGUUUUUGAGUAAGAACUCAAAACUAUAAUCAUAAUAAUAAUAGUUUAUUCACUGCCGUUAUUUAACAGAAAAUAAUAAUUAAAUAAGUGAUCAAGUGAGAGAUAGACAGAGGAAUAACAAUACACGGGAGUGAGUCAACCAAGAGUUGACAGGUACCCGGAAAUAUGAAAAAUUCAUAGGAGACAGACUAUUGGAUUUUGUUUGAAAGUAUUCUGACUUUCAGACGUUUAUUCUUAAAAAGCAGCAAUAGAAAUAAAAGCUCGAACGAAGCUGAAAUCGCAGGCGGACCUCCUGGUGGCCUUCCUCCUCUACCAAAUGCAGCUCGGCGACAACCUCCGGCAAAUGGGCGAGGUCUGGACCGGCCUGAUGCAAUCCGUCGGCGCCAGCCGUAAAGUCUUCGAGUACAUCGACCGCCAGCCGGUCAUCCAGCACAACGGCGAGUAUCAGCCCGAAACGGUCAAGGGUCGCAUCGAAUUCCGCAACGUUCACUUCAGCUACCCCACCCGCAGCAAUCUCCCCAUCUUGAGGGUCUUCCUGGUUUGAAAACUCCUAAUUUUUCGAGUUCUUAAGGACCUCUCCUUCAUCGUCGAACCGGGAGAGACGGUGGCCCUUGUCGGUCCCUCAGGUUCCGGAAAAUCGUCCUGCAUCGCCCUCCUCGAGAACUUCUACCUCCCGAACGCCGGCCAAGUUCUCGUCGACGGAGUUCCCCUGGAAGAGUAUGAACACCACUACAUUCAUAGGAAGGUUCUACGAAAAUAAAUAAGUGGAUAAAAUUGAAAUUCGGCUCUUCAGAUCGCCCUGGUCGGCCAGGAGCCAGUUCUUUUCGCGCGCUCUGUCAUGGAAAAUAUUCGAUAUGGAGUUGAUGUUCCUGAUACGGUAGGUUACUGUAAGAUGUGGAUUAUAUGAUGCGUUUUUGUCUUUUGGUGGCGUCUUCAAUGGGGGAGAAGCUUACCUUUGAGCUUCAGGAAAAGCUCAUAGGAUAAGUUAAGCUGAGGGAUUUCAAUUGUGACGUCAUAACUGUUUGACAUGGCAUUGUUCAUGAGAAAUUUCACUGGUUGGGUCCUGAAGCAUAUCAGAACGGUAGCGUUGUUCUGUCAGAUAAAGGUUUUUGAUUGUGGCGAAAAAAAAUAGACCACAAGAAACAUAAUUUGGUUAAGGACAUUAUCCGGUCGGCAGAAAUGGCCAACGCGCAUGAUUUCAUCUCUCAGACGACGCUCAAGUACGAGACGAACGUCGGCGAGAAAGGAACGCAAAUGUCGGGUGAGAACUGAAAAUGAGGCUCUGGAGGGAGCUUUCCUGUUUCAAAAAUAUUUCUUUUUACACUUCACGUGGACUGCGAAAGGUGUUAAGUCAUCUACUAGGUUACUCUCAUGUUGGCCAGUAACACCCGCGGAUGCUACCGUCAUUCACCCCUUUGAUUCGAGCCGAGCGCCCGAAACGCAAUUUUUCGCCGCGGAUAGAGCUCGUUCAAGUCCAGUGGAUCUACGCAAACGUCCGAUUAACGUACCAAGUCUCGUUUGGGUCCAGGGGAUGAUCCGAAAUGUUGAAAUACACCGGGUGAUCGGCAGUUGCACCCAUUUUACAAAAGUAUGACCUAUUUGCCCAACGAGUGCUACUGGCCAGUAUUAGAGAGAUGGAAAAGACAUUUCAAGAAAUUUUUUUUAAAAUUCAUUUUGCAGGUGGUCAAAAGCAAAGAAUCGCCAUUGCUCGAGCUUUGGUCCGGCAACCCGCGAUUUUGCUCCUCGAUGAGGCGACUUCAGCUUUGGACACAGAGUCGGAGCAUAUUGUUCAGGUUGAUAAGAAAAGCAAAUUUGUGAAAUUGAAAAAAAUGAAAAUUAAUCACAGAAAAAUUUUGAGAAAACUGAGGCACGAAUUUGAAGCUUUCUCAUUUGACUUUCCCUUGUUUUUUAUUUUAUCCAUCCGUCUCCAAAAAAAAAAGUUUGAAGCGCAAAAGAAGCUACUUUUUUUCAAACAAAAAAAUUACGUUUUGCUGUCUUCGACUUUAAAGACGUGGGUUUAAAAAAAGGCAUCUGUUAUGAAUCAUUUUUUUCACAUACUUUCUUUGUUUAACUUGAAAUAAGCAUCAUUUUCUUCAUCUCAGAAAUUUGAAAUGAGCCUUUACAUCUACCGGAAAACUUCAGGAAGCCAUCUACAAGAACCUCGGCGGCAAAAGUGUGAUAUUGAUUGCGCAUCGGUUAUCAACUGUUGAGAAGGCCGAUAAGAUCAUCGUUAUCAAUAAGGUUCAGUCUUGGGAUCAAAGAAUUUCGAUAACUUGUUCAAUUUCAGGGACGAGUAGAACAAAUCGGAACCCAUGAACAGCUUUUGAGCCAACCUGGAACCUAUGCCACACUCGUACAACGACAGAAGUUUGGCGAGCAGAAGAAACCGAAAAGAUUGACCCCCAACGCCUUCUCGCCCUCAAAGUUUGUUUCGGAACUGAAUUUCUACUAGACCUUUAAAAGAUAUAUAGAUUACACGAGUGAGACGCCGAAUUUAUUUUAAAAAUACAAUUCAGAUCAAUCAGCGUGAGCCCAUCGCAGGGAAACCCAAUGUCCCUUCUCUCAACUUCGUUCAGUCAAUCGGCAGGAAGCGUCACUUCUCAUUAAACUAAACCCAAAAAAAGGAGAAAUUCAAGCAGAACUCAUUUUUGUGUUUUUUUAAUACUCAUUUCCAUUCUUGUUAAUUUUUUCGUUAAAUUCACACGUGUCAGGUGAAAUAAAUGAACCUAAAUUUAGAAUAGAAAAAAAAACAGUAAGAAAUGAUUUUAAAAUUUUCCUGGUUACUGUAAUCAAAAGGGCCGCGAGCACAACGCUGUAAAUGCGCAAUAUUUGACGAGCUUUUAUGAUUUUUCAUAUUUUUCGACAGCUGACGGAGUGCACUUCGGCAGCAUACUUCUAAAGCUCCCUCAACACUCGCAAAUCCAGAUAGCAUAGGGAAAGUAUCGGAUUGCACACACAGAGUACUGAAAUAGCAGAAAGUUAGAGUCUGUACCUUAUUUAUUGAUUGACCGGGCAGAGGUGGAGAAAUGGCGCUCCUAAGCGUUUUCAAACGUUUACAUUUCUAAACCGACGUAGGCCGCCAUGGCCAUUUCUUGAUAAGUCGCUGCCCAGGGCGCCCGGGGCCAAAACCGCGAUGGCAAAAAAACGCCAUUGGAAGAAAAAGAACGCGCAAAAAUCGGAAUCUUCUAAAAUCUUGUAAAAUCGUUGUUUUCGAACCUUUAAAACAAGGUUUUUUGAAUUUCCAAUUUGGUGGCGACGGAAAUUUAUUUUCUCACUAGUCAGCGGGUUCGUAACCAUAAAUCUGGAACAUUUCGCCUAAAGAAAAGAGGGGCCUGAUGGCUAGGGCGGGCAUGUUGCGCCCUGGAGGGCUCCUCAUUUCUUCCACCUCUGAUUGACCGCAUUCCGACUGUAUUUACUGUAUUUAAUGCCGGGUUAAAAGUGAUUCCGCGAAAUGCAAAAUAGCGGUUAGGGAAAGAAAAGUAUAACUAAAUUUUGGACACCGUUAGCUAUUUUUGUGGAUACACCGAUUGACAAGUGUUGGAAACGUUUUCUAGCAAUAUGAAAAAAUCGGAAAAGUCGCCGUUCGAAAUUUCGCUGGUUUUUUUAUUUCAUAAAACCAAAAAAAUUAUAAAUUUAAUUCACUAAACUCCAAAAGUAUAUCUGAUUCACGGCUGGCUUGAGCCAUCGAAUAAAGGGCCCUGACACGAUAAGAAAAGAGACAGCGCCUGGUCGGUGGAGGGCGCAGACAGGCCACGCCUUUUUGCGUCCCAAGCUAACCGUGAAUCGGCUAUACCUCAAUGAUGCAGUAUGAUUGGAAGAAUUGAAUCAAAACUCUUCAAAAGCAACAAUUACAAAAAUAAAAUCGAAAUCGAGACACGGAGCAGCAGCAACCCUUUUAAUAUUGAACUUAAAAAUUGGAAAGGGAGCUCAAAAUUAUAUUGAUAAAUUAGUUUGAGGAAUAACUAUGGCGCAAUACUUCAUAGAGAAACAAAUCCCAUGUAAAGACUUCUAAAGUUCUUUUAGAGAAGUCUGAGGAAUUCUUCGACGAUAAAGCAAAACUUGUAAAAUAAAUGAUGAAACGAACGUGACAGGAAAAACGGAAAUCAACGCGAGUUACGAGAAACUCAAAGCUUAUUAUUUGCGGCGACCAUUGGACGUCUAUCCAAUAGGUCAGUUCUUUAAGAGCCGGAAUUCCAAGAAUUUGCACCGAACUUUUUGAAAGUGUUUUUUUAAUCAUCUUUGUUUUCUCAGUAGUGUCCUUUAAGCAUUUUGGAUUAUUGGUAUAUUUUUUUAAGAGUGGUCUUCGAAGAUGUUCACAGACCCGAUUUGUUUCUUUCUUAUUGCGCUGUCCUGUCUUUUUCAAGUUUCUGCUGGAGGUAUUCAAUUUUUUAUUCUAUACGAAGCUGAAAUAAUUUGACAUAAGUCGCUUUGAAGGUUUUUGACUCUGUUUAAAAAGUUAAUCAGUUAUAAUUUAUAAGCGUACUCCACGAGGAGAAAACAUGGAAGGAGAAAAAACAUUUUUUAAGCUCCUGAAUAAAUCUCAGAAACUUUUUCGAUAUCAUCUUUCUCAAGAAAGAUGCUCGUUUCGGGGUUUUAAUUAUUUUUUGAACAAUAAUUUUUCAAAGAUGUCUUCUCACCUCCAGAAAAUCUGAACAAUGACAAGCCAGUAAAUGUAUUCUGAGGUUUUCUGGAUGUUCAAUUUUCUCACCUAUUUUAGGUCUCUAUUGAGGCUUUGAUAAAACUUUAAAAAAAAUCAUGUUUUCCCAUUAAACGUCAUUCCUUUUUGCAGAAGAAUGUUGCAAAAGAACCAUGUUGGCCUAUCCUUCUGGAGAAGCAAUUCCUCCUGAAUGUGAAAGGCUUCGCUGCACAGAGGCGCCGAUUAUUAUUGAAAGUUCUUAUAAAGAAGGACGUGGAAUUCAAAGAUUCCUAAGGGUAGCAGAGAAGAUCAGCACGCUCACCGUCAUCGACAAUAGCAUGACUUUUAUAGUGAUGGAUUAUCUGAAAGAGCUAGUUCACAAAGGACCUGGUUCGUCUUCAGAAUUGAAUUCCGCCUAACUGUCAAAGGGCUCUCAUUUUGGUCACUUUUUUCCAGGUCCGGCAAUUUUUCUUCGUAACGUUGAGAUGUUAAGAAGAUCUUUUGACAAAUUGCAAAAAAUAACUGUCGACGACAUCCGCCCUUACUGCAAAGGAGAAAAACUUAUUGUAAUCGAAGGCACUAUUGAUGAGACUGUUAGGAAAAGGCUGGAAACAAUUGCAAAUCAGGUAGAUCCUUCAAUAAGAGAAAGAAUAAGAAACCAAAAGAAGAUCCAUAGGUCCAUAGCCUCCCAAAAGUUUCAACUUUCAAAGCUCCGAUGUCUCAAUAUGUGUAUUUUCAUUUGGCGAAUCAAAAUCUCAGAAGAUCUUCAUACGCGCACUAAAACUACCGUAAUUUUCAGACAUUGGCCGAUUGCGCCAAGUUGACGACGCUAGCCCCUUCAACCACUACAGAAGCGAUUAACACCACGACGGUGACAACGGAGGCGCCCACGACGACUGAAGAAGCUGUCAACACCACGACAACUAUCGCGACGACGACCGAACCUGAGAUCAACACCACGACUGUCACCACCAUCGCGACGACGACGCCAGAACCAACGACGAGAACCACGACAGCUGAAACUCUCGUGACGACGGCGCCGGACACUACAGUAGCUCCAGACGAAGCUAUCAGUUCCACGACGACUGCGACAAAAUCGCCGCCUCAAAAUUGCGUCGGGGCCGCCGCGCUCGCUCCAGCUGCCGAAGAGAAAGAAUGCCCCUCGACAAGUGAGUUGAUUGAAACUGAAGGCCAAAAUUUAGAAAAAAAAGAAUGAUAAGAACGUCAUAGUUUCAUAGUUUUUUGUGUAAUGAAGAGCUUCAAAAUUAGAGAAGCCUGUGUUGACAUGAAGCUUUAUCAUUUCUGAAUGCCAUUAAAAUAGAAAAGAUUCUUGCUUUUUUAUGAGCUUCUGUUCAAUAAAAGUGAAACUAUUUUCAGUCCCAAAAAAAUAUAUGUUUUACAGACAUGAUCAUCCUUCCAGCCAUUGUCGUAAUCAUUCUCCUGAUCUUGGCUCUCGGGAUCGUUUCCUAUGUGGCUUUUUUCAUAAGAGUGAAACCAAAUCCUGAAAAUCGCACGAAUUCAAAGAACAACAGUAAAGAACCGUCCAGCCUUGGAAUACCGAUCGAAGGGUCGAAAGAGGGCGUGGAAGCUCCCAAGCGUAAAGCUGCUGGGAAGGACUCUGCCGUUCUCCUAAUCAAAGAGGAAAAGACGAGAGAAGAAACGCCGAAGAUGGACAAGGAAAUAAAUAUGGAGGCUGGUGUGAUUGGACCUAGGGAAAUCUCGUUCACCGGAACCCCGCCGAAAAAAGAGAAACUACUCAGCGAAAAACCAAUUAAGGUUCAGCUUGAGAAGACCCAUCCAAAAAAGACCGUCAUGAAACGCGAAAUUCUGAAAAAAGCGAACCUGCAGCGACCGAAGACCACUGCUUGCGAAAAGAAGACUCGAUUCCAAACGCCGCUCGAAGAGACAAACUUCUACAAUCUCUCUACUGACUCCCCAGCUUUAGAUCCUUCUUCUGCUUCCAAAACCGACUCAAAAGACCUGCGUGAGUUUCCAAUGAAACUACAACUCGGCCUGAAAAAGUUCUUUUAGCGUCUCAAAAAAAACUAAGAGAGCUCUGUCUGAAGCCUGAUCAGACAUACGAACAAUCAGAGAAGAUAAUUGAAAUCGAAAAGGAAAGAGCUUCGACUCUGUUUUCGGACGAACUGGAAGAUUUUGAAAGUCAGUUUUCACUCAAAUCUUUCGUUAUGUUCAGCUGUUACUAUGCACAAAAAAGAAACGAUAUGAAAAUUCGAUUUCAGAGUAUCUUCGAGCAACCUGUCUUCCCGAAGAAGCGACCGAGGAGCACAAGGGUAAUCCGGCAAAGCUCAACGCGAAAAUUUGA
This is a messenger RNA of Caenorhabditis auriculariae, 13165 nucleotides long. The record is from the annotation of a GenBank genome assembly. NCBI's taxonomy places the organism in Eukaryota, Metazoa, Nematoda, Chromadorea, Rhabditida, Rhabditidae.